AUGAGCCGCACGACUAUCGACUCUGGAUGGACCUUUUCACAGAUUGCGUCGCCGACGAACGCUAAUGUCGUCGAGGACUGGGCGGCCUGCAGCAAGGUCCCCACCAGCGUCCAGGUCGAGCUCCAGAAGAGCGGCAAGAUCCCGGACCCCUACAAGGGCCUCGCCGAGUGGGAUGUUCAGUGGAUCGGUGAGGCCGACUGGGCUUUCAAGACGACCUUUGCUGCUACUCCCGAGCAGCUGGCGGCUGGCAACGCGGACCUCGUCUUCGAGGGUCUCGACACGUACUGCACGGUCACUCUCAACGGCGAGGAGCUGGCGGUGACGGACAACAUGUUUGUCUCGCACCGCCUGAACGUCGUCGGCAAGCUCAAGGCGAGCAACGAGCUCGUCCUCAAGUUUGACGCUCCCGUCCUCCGCGCAAAGCUUGAGGAGAAGAACAACGGCGGCAAGAUGACCCUCUGGAACGGCGACUCUUCGCGUCUGUACUCGCGCAAGGCCCAGUACGGCUGGGGUUGGGACUGGGGACCGAUCAUCAUGACUGUUGGUCCUUGGCGCCCGAUCUACCUCGAGACCUACGAGUACCGCAUCGACAACCUGCGCGUCGACACCGACGUCUCGGGCGACAAGUACGACCAGGCCACCCUCGCCGUUCGCGAGCUCGACAUUCUCCCGGCCCCUCCUGCCGAGUUCAAGGUCGCCUACACUCUCACUGCUUCUGACGGCUCGGUCGUCAAGCAGGCCGUUGCUAGCGGAAGCGAGUUCCCCAAGUGGGAGCUUGGUCCCAACGACGUUCAGGCAUGGUACCCCAUCAACUACGGUGCCCAGCCCCUCUACUCGCUCGAGGUUGCCGUUCUUGACUCUGCCGGCGCUUCGCUUGCCACCACCAAGCAGCGCGUGGCCUUCCGUCACGUCCAGAUUGUCCAGGAGGCUCUCCCCACCGAAGGCAGCUCGUUCCUCUUUGAGGUCAACGGCGUCCGCAUCUUCUGCGGUGGCUCCAACUGGAUCCCCGCCGACAACUACCUCACCGAGGUCUCGGAGCAGCGCUACAAGGACUGGAUCGACCUUUUCAUCUCCGGAAACCAGAACAUGCUCCGUGUCUGGGGUGGCGGUAUCUACGAGGAGGAGGUCCUCUACGACUACUGUGACGAGAAGGGUGUGCUGGUCUGGCAGGACUUUAUGUUCGGCUGUGGUCUCUACCCUUCGUACCCUGCACUCAACACGUGUGUCAAGAACGAGGCCGAGCAGGCCGUCGCUCGUCUUCGUGCCCACCCCUCUGUUGUCAUCUUUGCUGGUAACAACGAGGACUACCAGGUCGCCGAGAGCCAGGGUGUCGUCGACUACGACGACAACUCGGGUGACUACAUGCACACCAAGUUCCCCGCUCGCCACAUCUACGAGGUUCUCCUCCCCGAGGUCGUCAACCGUCUCUCCAACGUCUUUUACUGGCCCUCGUCGCCCUUCGGCGGUAAGACCAGCGGUGACCUCACUGUGGGUGACGUCCACCAGUGGAACGUCUGGCACGGUACCCAGGAGCCCUGGUCCAACUGGGACAAGCUCGCUGGCCGCUUCGUUUCCGAGUUUGGUAUGCAGGGCUACCCCUCUAUGCGCACUGUGCGCGAGUGGUUCGCCCCCGGCGAGGAGGACCAGUGCUUCCCCCAGUCGCGCAUCAGCGUCAACCACAACAAGGCCGACGGCUUUGAGCGUCGUCUCGAGCUCUACCUGAUGGAGAACUUCCGCCACGCCUUUGACAUGGAGAGCUACGUCUACUACACCCAGGCCAUGCAGGCCGAGACCCUCGGCGCCGCUUACCGCCUCUGGCGCCGUAACUGGAAGGGCCGCGGCAAGGAGUUUACUUCGGGUGCGCUCGUCUGGCAGAUCAACGACUGCUGGCCCUGCGUCUCGUGGGCCAUCUGCGACUACUACCUCCGCCCCAAGCCCGCGUUCUACGCCAUUGCCCGUGAGCUCCGCCCCUUCACUGUCGGCAUGGCGCGCAAGGAGGUCAAGACGAUGCAGGACGAGAUGACCCUCAACAACUUCACUCUCGAGUCUGAGCUUGAGCUUUGGGGCUGCAACGCCACCCUCGAGGCCAAGGAGGCCACCGUCGAGCUCGUCUCGUACGACCUCGACGUCGGAGAGGUCGACCGCCGGACCUUUGACGUCACCCUGGCUCCCAACGCCUCGACCGAGGUCUGGAAGGGUACUGUCCCCGGCCAGCCUACCCGCACUCUUCUGUCGCAGGUCGCUCGUCCCAUUGUCGUCCAGGCCCGUCUCCUUGCCAAGGACGGCGAGGUGCUCGCUCGCUACUCCAACUGGCCCGAGCCCUGGAAGUACCUCACCUUCCCCGACCCCAACCUCCAGAUCACUGUCGAGAACGACACGGUCACCAUCAAGGUCGACAAGCCCAUCAAGGGCCUUGCCCUGGAGGUCGAGGGCGACGAGGCCAAGUGGUCCGACCAGGCCCUCGACAUGUUCCCCGGCGACGUCCAGGUCGUUACCGCCAAGGGUCUCAACGGCCGUAAGGUCGUUUCCAGGUACAUUGGCGACGGUUCGGCUUGA
Molecule: messenger RNA, 2556 nt
Organism: Apiotrichum porosum
Lineage: Eukaryota; Fungi; Basidiomycota; Tremellomycetes; Trichosporonales; Trichosporonaceae
Exons: 2
Coding region: 1-2556 (851 amino acids)
Biological process (GO): glycoprotein catabolic process
Molecular function (GO): beta-mannosidase activity
Source: RefSeq, a predicted model, not a curated record